UGUAGCUCAUGGUCCAGUUGAUCACAGCUGUACAGUUAAUUAACAGGUGUGAGCGCUGAAUAAUAGUCGAUGACAGCGGUCUGCUUAACACGGGACAGCUACCCGGAAUACUCAUCUUGUUGCCGUCUGGUGAAGGAGUGACUGUGUAGAGUAGAGUCAGCUUAGCUCCGCUUGACAUUCAUGAAGCUGUUGUUACUAUGCGUUUUUAUUGUAUGAAAUAAACCAGAGGGAAAGAAAAUAACAGGGGAAGGCGAAAUCUGUUGUUGUCAAUACACCAGCAAUGCCUCUCUUCGCGACGAACCCAUUUGACCAAGAUGUUGAGAAAGCGACCAGUGAGAUGAACACAGCUGAGGACUGGGGCCUCAUUCUGGACAUAUGUGAUAAGAUAGGACAGUCACGCACUGGGCCUAAAGAAUGUCUCCGCUCUAUAAUGAGAAGAGUGAACCACAAGGAUCCUCAUGUGGCCAUGCAGGCACUGACUCUUCUUGGUGCUUGUGUCUCAAACUGUGGGAAGAUAUUCCACUUGGAGGUGUGCUCCAGAGAGUUUGCCAGUGAAGUCAGUAAUGUCUUAAACAAGGGCCACCCCAAAGUGUGUGAGAAGCUGAAGGCCCUUAUGGUGGAGUGGGCCGAGGACUUCCGCAAUGAUCCACAACUCAGUCUGAUCUCGGCGAUGAUCAAAAAUCUGCGUGAGCAAGGUGUCACUUUCCCUGCAGUGGGGUCCCAGGCUGCAGAGCAAGCAAAAGCAAGCCCUGCUUUAGUGGCAAAGGAUCCGUCCACCUCAACAAACAAAAAAGAGGAGGAAGACUUGGCCAAAGCUAUUGAGUUGUCGCUGAAGGAGCAACGUCAGCAGCCACAGACCUCCCUGUCGAGCCUGUACCCGAGCACCUCUAACCUGCUCUCCUCACACAAGUCGGAUGGCAGAAAAGUCCGUGCCAUCUACGACUUCGAGGCUGCUGAGGACAAUGAGCUCACCUUCAAGUCAGGAGAAAUCAUCACUAUCCUGGACGAUAGUGAUCCCAACUGGUGGAAAGGGGAAACAUACCAGGGAGUGGGGCUGUUCCCCUCUAACUUUGUCACUGCUGACCUCACGGCAGAGCCUGAGAUGAUGAAGACAGAGAAGAAGACAGUACAGUUCAGUGAGGACAUCCAGGUGGAGACCAUAGAGCCUGAACAAGAGCCUGUUUAUAUAGAUGAGGACAAAAUGGACCAGCUACUGCAGAUGAUUCAGAGUGCAGAUCCCACAGACAACCAGUCAGACAGUGUUGAGCUACUACAGCUUGAAGGUGCCUGCAAUCAAAUGGGACCUCUCAUUGACCAGAAGCUGGAGGAUAUUGACAGGAAGCACUCAGAGCUGUCGGAGCUGAACGUGAAGGUGAUGGAAGCUCUGUCUUUGUAUGCAAAGUUGAUGAAUGAGGAUCCAGUGUACGCCAUGUAUGCCAAGCUGCAGAGCCAACAAUACUACAUGCAGCAGCCUGCCAAUGCAGCGCAGCAGGUCUACCCUGGCCAGCCUGCAUCAGGUUCAUAUGCAAUGAGUGGUACUGCGGUGCAGGGUUAUACUGUUCCCAUGGAGCAGCUUCCAGCUGGAGCCCCCAUACCUGGCCAGCCAGCUCCCAGUGACGUUCAUAUGUACAUGGGCCAGCCGCCAGUCUACACUGCAGCUCCAGGCGGCAUGGCCCCAGCAGACAUUCAGUCCUACCAGAACCCAGCCACCGCCCCUGGCCCCGCCCCAGGCACGACUCCCACAGGCAUGACGCAGACGCCAAACUACAGCACCCACUCUGGCCCAAGCAUAGCACCUUCCUCAGAUGCCACACAGGCCCCCUACUCAGAGAAAGCCUUGCUAUAGGGCCCCCUUAGCUCACUGUUAUCCCCGCACAAAACGCACACACACACACACACACACACACACACACACACACACACACACACACACACACACACACACACACACACACACACGCACCAGACCUGAUCAAAUAGUGGUCUUACAUCAUUUCUUUUAUUAUAUUUUAAGUCUUGUUUUAUUACGAAACCCUAGAUGGACGGAAAAAUACAAAUGCGAUUAGACUAACCUUGACAUUUGACAUGCUUUACAUUAUUAUAUGGCAGAUAUACAGUUAAUUAUACAAUUGCACUUCUUCCUCCAGGUUUAGAAGUGAUCACGAUUUGAAGAGCUCACACCAAGCCACACUGACCUGAAAAUGGACACUCUGUUUUAGGAUUCCAUUUGAUUAAUCGUGUUCUUGCGUUUUCACUCUUCUCCAUCAUGUGUUCAUCUGAUUUUACAUGUGCAGACAUGGAGGAACUUUCAGUUGCACUUUCAUUUGCAGUUGCACUUAUUUAAUUUUUGGUCAUCAUUCAAGUCUGAUCACUUCCAAAUCUAGAUCUAAUAGCAAUAUAUGCAUUGUCCAUUUUUAUUUACAAGACCUGACAUUUCUUGUUUCCUGGUAGUGACAGGACAAUUGAGAAAUUGCGGUAAUGAUUUAUUUUAUGGCUGAGUACUUUUGUAAAUAAUUUCCUCAGAAGUUUCCAGGAGAGAAAAACACAAUUUUGUAAUAAUUAUAGAGAAAACUAGGCAAGUUCUUUUAGUUAAACUCUAGUUCAGUUGAUUAAUUCCAAAGGAAUUUGUUUAAAAAAAAGAAAAAAAAAAAGAAGUCUCUAUUUAAACUUUGAUAAAACAAAAUGUUCAUUCUUCAUACUGUAUGUGGUAUGUUGAAUUGUACAAUUGUUUGUCAACAAAUUUCACACUUUUGAGUACACAGUGGAUCAGCUGAACAUGCAAAAGUCUUUAGGUUACACUAGCAACUAAUUUUAAUUAAUCAAUUUGAGGUGCACCCGUUUCUACAGUAUUUUAUCAGUAAUUUUCUUUCCCAGAAACUGUCUAGGAAAUUAUUAAGAAAUUACAGGCUUGUUAAGUAGAGCAUAAUCAAAUUGCUUUAAGAAAACAAGUGUAACUGUAACCACUUCAACCUGGCAACAUAUUACAUAUUCAAUUACUAUUUGAUCAAGUGGGAAAUACACACUGGCAUUCAUUCACUCCACCCCCAACAUGCACACUGGAGCUACUCGCACAUGAUUCUCAAACACAAUACAGGCAGGUGUACAGCAGUUGACGCACACACAAAUACAGUUACUGCACUUGGUUCAGACAUCCUCAGCCGUACGUGAUAAUUUACCUUCACUCACACACUAACAUUGAGAUAGAUCCACACGCCACAGCCUUCUCACCCACUUAAAGCAACUUCAGUCACACACAAACGUCACAAAAAAGCGGCGUUGAAUUACAUUUACCUUUCAUUUUUUUAUAUAUAUAUAUAGAGAGAGAAAAUGGACGUUUAGCGAUGCCGAAAACGUUAGGCUACUACAUUCUGUAUAUGUUGUCAACUUUUAGAAGUACUGAAAACUGAAGCCACUUUGUUUUUUGGAGGGAAAAGAAACAAGAGGAAUUCAAGCAUGCACAUGACUCUUGUAUAUACUGUACUGAACUAGUAGUUAAGCCACAUGAUGACCUCAUGGGUGGGAUGAAUGUUAACACAGCUCCAGGUGUUUUUGGUUCAGCCUUAAAGGUGAACUCUGCAGUCAUGAUGCCCCAGGUGAAUUUAAAAGGUGUAAAAGCCAAAGAGAACAAAGUGGGGGAAAAAAACCACAUGCCAGAAAAACAAGAUAAUUUUCUAUUCUUUCAAUGACUCCUCACUUCAUACUGCAGAGUUUUCCUUUUCAAAACGAGCAGUUCUGCAUCCUUGCUGGUGGACGUCAGACCAGCUCUGUUUCCAUUCAGGAGCUGUACUAACAGACUCGUACCACAGACUUGGCUACUAUGGGGUGAAUUCUCUGAACCGCCCCAGUGUCUUUGAAGCAUCUCUUUAGUCAGUGUGGAAAAAUGAAUACAAUGUUUUUUUUGUAGUACAUUUUAAUUUAUGUUUUGAUUAUUGUUAUGCUAUUUUAAAUGAAGAAGCAGUGCAGGAUGUAUGUAUUCACAGGAAAGUGGAAUAUGUGAUAUUCUGCCUAACUUAGUUGUAUAUUUAAAUGGCUGACGUGAGAACAUGGACGUUUCUCUCUGUGUUUGAUACAUGCUUAUUGUACUGUAGGGUCAAAUGGUAAUGUGAAAACUGAUUGAACCCCCCCCCCUCCCCCUCCAUAUGCAUUUCAAACAUGUCCUCUUUCACAGCUGUCUAACAUUAAAACAAAUUCUACCUGAAGCAGAACUGAAAUAAGGCUUCUAUGAUGGUCAGGAUUUGGAAACAUCUCUUUACCAAAGUCUACAUAAGCUUUCAGUCACAGCGCCACCCUGAGGGGAAAGAUCAAGUGUUGUACAAAGUCUACUCAUACCUUCAUACAGCUAAUUUGUUUCGCUUCUACAUGUUAAAAGAGUUGAUUUUUACAAAAACUGAUUGGAUCACAAAAAGCCGAUGAAGUAGGAAAGUUAUUUAUCUGUUGUUGUGUAAUAUUGAUUGAUGCUAAGUGAAGGAAUUAUGAAGCAGUUUAAAAUAUGUUUAACCACAUGUUCCGGUUGCAGGGCAAAUUUGUGUCAUUUUAAUUUCUCUUGCGAUACUGUUUUCAAAUGUGCAGCUUCUUGUCAUCCCUGUGCCACCUUUAAGAAUAUAAAACAACCCCCAACUUAACCUUGGUACCUGGGACUUUGCAAGAGGCCAUUUUAUUCUCCAGAACUUAAUUUUUUUUAGCAUUAAUAUAGUUGAUUCAAAGAUGAGGAAUCACUUUUUUGCUGCCUUCAACUAAAUGCUAGAGAGAAAUAGUGUUAAUCAGUUGGAUCAAAGAGGGCGGAAAAUAUCAAAGUAGCUGCUAUUCUGGGACCGCGGCACCAGGAGCCAGUUAGUCAUCACACAUCAUCCAAAUGUAACAUCUUGUUGCACCACAGUGUUGGACUGCAGCCCCGGUGUAACUUUAUUGUACAGGAUUGAGAUGCUGCCUGUUUUUAAGUUUUAAACCAACAUUAUUGUAAAGGUUCUGUCUAAACUUGUAUCCUGCUGUUUGUAUGUAUUCUUUUAACCAUACUUAUUAAUUGAUAUUCACAAUAAAACCAGGCCAAAUGUACA
Seriola dumerili (greater amberjack) is the source of this 5054-nucleotide messenger RNA. It is a transcript of the gene stam, whose product is annotated as signal transducing adaptor molecule. Gene Ontology annotation, biological process: protein transport to vacuole involved in ubiquitin-dependent protein catabolic process via the multivesicular body sorting pathway. The coding region runs from base 281 to 1846 and encodes 521 amino acids. The transcript is spliced from 14 exons. Gene Ontology annotation, cellular component: ESCRT-0 complex. NCBI's taxonomy places the organism in Eukaryota, Metazoa, Chordata, Actinopteri, Carangiformes, Carangidae. The record is from RefSeq and is a predicted model, not a curated record. Gene Ontology annotation, molecular function: phosphatidylinositol binding; ubiquitin binding.